AUGACGGCAUACCCUUUUCCGAUCAUUGAUGUCUCUCCGCUCUAUCAGAACACCGGAGCGGUGAUGGAGGUCGCCAAGAAGAUUGACGAGGCCUGUCGCACCUGGGGAUUUUUUUACGUUGUUGGGCACCCUAUUCCACGGGAGCGGUUUCAGGAACUGUCACGGAUGGCGAGGAAAUUCUUCUCGCUUCCACUCGAAGAAAAGUUGCAGAUUGACAUCAAAAAAAGCCGACAUCAUCGCGGUUAUGGUGAGGUGAAUGCAGAGCAGUUGGACCCCUCAGCGCCCAGUGAUCACAAGGAAACGUUUGACAUGGGCUGCCACCUGCCGGAGGAUCACCCGGACGUUGUUGCGGGUAAGCCUCUGCGGGGGCCGAACCGCCACCCCACUCAGCUGGAGGGUUGGAGGGAAUUGAUGGAGACUCACUACCGUGAAAUGCAACAAUUUGCCCUUGUUCUCCUGCGUGCCCUUGCUGUGGCUAUUGGUAUCGAGGAGGACUUCUUUGUUCCUCGCUUUGUUGAACCAUUGAGCGUGUUUCGUAUGAUUCAUUACCCCGCCCUUCCAAAGACGAAGGAAGGACGGCUGGUGUGUGGUGAGCAUACCGACUAUGGUAUCAUCACGUUGCUCUUCCAGGAUACGAAUGGAGGUUUACAAGUGCGUGAUUUGUCGGGUGAAUGGAUUGAUGCCCCGCCGUUGGAGGGAAGCUUUGUCGUAAACAUUGGGGACAUGAUGAACAUGUGGAGCAACAACCGCUACCGCUCCACCCCGCAUCGUGUUGUCAAUCCCGGCGUCGAUCGUAUCUCCAUGCCGUUUUUCUGUGAGCCCAAUCCCAAUGUUGUGAUUAAAUGCCUUGAAAACUGCCACUCCGCAGAGAAUCCCGCAAAAUACCCACCAGUUAAGGCCUCCGAUUGGCUCCAGAAGCGCUUUGCGCAGACGUAUGCGUACCGAAAGUCGAUGCUGUGA
Molecule: messenger RNA, 960 nt
Organism: Trypanosoma cruzi
Lineage: Eukaryota; Euglenozoa; Kinetoplastea; Trypanosomatida; Trypanosomatidae
Product: oxidoreductase, putative
Exons: 1
Coding region: 1-960 (319 amino acids)
Molecular function (GO): dioxygenase activity
Source: RefSeq, a predicted model, not a curated record